Messenger RNA from Asterias rubens (European starfish), 3286 nucleotides. RefSeq lists its product as uncharacterized. Lineage: Eukaryota; Metazoa; Echinodermata; Asteroidea; Forcipulatida; Asteriidae. Gene Ontology annotation, biological process: translation. Gene Ontology annotation, cellular component: ribosome; mitochondrial large ribosomal subunit. The transcript is spliced from 3 exons. Gene Ontology annotation, molecular function: structural constituent of ribosome. The coding region runs from base 136 to 555 and encodes 139 amino acids. The record is from RefSeq and is a predicted model, not a curated record.
GUUCAGUAUGGUGAAAUGUGAGUGAUGGAUCGGAGGCUGAUUUUCUUUUCCAAUCAAUUGUAAAUUCUAAAAGAAAUUUACAGCACCUUUCCAAACUGUUGAGCGGAGGUACAUGUACAUCCAACACCCCCAAUAAUGGCAGUGUCAUUCUUAGCUCGUACAACAUCUGCUCUACACAAUGUUGUCCUACAGCCAGCACUGAACAACGUCUGUGUUGGAGCCUGCAUAAGGAAGCUCCAAAGUACUAUCGUCAGUUCUAGACCAGCCCCUCUGCUAGCGACACAAAGAACCCUGUCAACAUGUACCAACAACAGUAUGGCGCCUCACUGGUGGCUAUCCUCAGUCAUCAACCGAUCCCAGCGUCCUGAGUUACUGCAGUGUCACCAGACCCCUUCCUUGGUCCCCUGUUGUUUCAAAGCGCGUGGUAACACGUACCAGCCGAGCAACGUGAAACGGAAACGCAAGCACGGCUUCCACCAGCGGAUGCAGACGGCCUCAGGGAUUAAGCUCAUAUGGAGGAGGCUGCUCAAAGGAAGACGACUUCUCACCCACUAAAAUAAAAAACUGUUUGAGAGAGAGAUUUUGAACUUCAGGCCUUGUCUUGGCCUUGGUGCUUCAAAAGUUCCCCGUAUUACUUCAAGACUUUCAAAUGGAAGUGCACUUUGCUAACGGAAAACGGCCUUGCCCUCAAAGAUGAAAUUCCAGGCCUGAAACUGUCUUGCCAACACCUCAUUUAGGACUUAAUUUUGUCAACUUUAAAAAGUGUGUUUACUUUUGCAGUCGUGGUUAGUUCUGCAAUGUUCCCUUUUAGGCUAGAGAGACGGCUGUCAUUAACCAUAAUGUGGUUGUACUUGCAGUUAUGAAAUAUAAUCCAGGAACGGCACAGGCAUGUGGGCAGGCACGCUGGCCGGGCACGCUGGCCAUCACAUCAGAAGGGUACCAUUAUAACAUUGUGAUGUGAUGGCCAGAACUUGUACAUUACUGGGUGGGAGUUUAUUCGAAGUACAAUCACAGGCCUGCUAUGAUCAGAAUGAUAGUCUCUCUUUAACCUUUACCCUGCCAGAUUCAGUAGGCAUUGGUCCAAAUGUGGAGGAUCUACGACUCAAGCUCCAAACAACGAUUGCUUAUCACUGGGCCAGGUAUACCAAUAUUAUCAAAGUCCAAACAUUUUAAAGUUAAAGUGACCACACCAUAGAGUGGAGGAUGGAGGAUUUUAGGCCCAGAAUAACAAUUGCUUAGCACUGGGCAAGGCAUAACCAAUAUUAUCCAAGUCCAAACAUUCAAUGUUAAUUGACCACAGAGUGGAGGUUAGUGGACGAUUAAAUCCUAAAAUGUAAUGAUACUUGGACUUAAUAAACUUGUAGAACUUUAUAAAAAUACUUUAUGUUUUCAAGUAUUUGAUAUUUUCCCCACAUUUAAUCCGACAGUGUAGACCAAUUGAUGACGUCCACAACCCAACCCCCAAAGGAAACAUUGUAAAACAAUUCAUGUAGACAAAUUAUUAUAAUUUUAUUUCAAUUGACGCCAAUUUUGUUAAAGGUACAUUGACAAAAGUAAUAACAACAUUCAUAUACGCUUGAUUAUUAGACGGACAGUUACAGAGAUAGUACAGAAUUAAAAAAAGAAGAAGACAUUUUUCCACAAUUUCUGCUUCCUUAAAACCAAGCAGUAUCUCCAGGGAAAAAACUGAAAGGACAAUUUUUUGUCAAGUGGUUUGAUUCUUUAAUUAAAAUGCUUUAUAAACCCAAAAUGUUUCAAAUAUUAAAUAUGCAUUGUUGAUUUUUCAUAAAGUAAAGUCGAUGUGAGGUAAUACAACUAUAACCUUCAAAGUAUUAAAACAACGUCAAACAAUUUUUUGCACUGAUAUUGGUUUUCAGAGUCAUUGCUGAAAUAAUUGUUUUGAAUCUUUGAUCCAAAUUUUAGGUGUGUUACAUUGAUUAAAUAAACACUUCCAACCUUUUGGUGACCCCCUGGUUAUAGAUUUCUGGGAACAGUAUACUCGGUGCUAGAUAAGUAGAAAAAAUAAACAGAAGAGUUUGCGGAUACCGCAAACUCUUCUAUAUCUUAUUUCCACCAUGCAAAGUUUCAAAUCCUACUUAGAAAAAAGAACAUGAUUCUAUAUAGCUGCUCGAAACAGCUAUUUUUGUCCACAUUCAGAAAAAAAUAAUCAAAUUUCAGAUAAAAGUAAUAAACCACAAGAGAAACUGACUGGGAAAGUUACAAAUUAUUUGGGGUUGAACAAAGACAAACUUUUUAUACUAGGGCCAGAUUUGAACCCAAUGACCUCUGGAUUAAUGUGCCAGUGUCCAAGGGAAAUCUGUCGGCCAAAGAUUCCGUCCCCCCAUAUAGGAUAUUAACAUAGGCUAGAGGAUGAUGGUUCAAAAGAGGGCGCUAUCAGUAUCAGACAAAGUUUGAACACAGUUGGUCGUAUGAAUCGCACAGAAUCUCCUGCCACACUGAGACUCUACCAAUAGACCGAUCCAUUAGGCUAAGCCCACGAUGCACGUGUGAGCCUCUCCAAUGCCUUUCUGCACAACUCUCCCACGCGCACGCAUGCCGGACUUUAAUACGCAAUGGGACGGAGCUUAAUGGAUCGGUCUAUUGAGCUAUCUAGCCCUCUGUUGAUAAGAACAAAAUGUAUACAAAGUCAUAAUACAAAUAGCACAACUAAAUAGAACCCCACAAGUAUCGCAAAGCAAUCGGUCAUAUCUGGGAACCUCGGGUUCCCAUAUGGAAUAUAUCUUUCCAUCAAUUUUCAGAAAACAAAAGUAUCUCAAAACAUUUUUUAAACCUUAAUGAUCCUUUAUGGAAUUCUCCCCACAGUUAUAGAUACUUCUUCAGAGCUGACAUGUUUUUGUCAAAAUCUUACAAAAAAAUUAUCCUCCAGCCCAAGAGUUUGAUAAUAUUUACACUUUAUACAUUGUAACAUGUUUGAUUUUAUUCAUUAGUAUACAAUCAUUACUUUGUUUAAUAUAUUAUUGCUUGCUAUAAAAUUGCUCUUUCUCCUACAAAAUCCAGGCUGAAAAUCAUGUGGAUGCACUAAGAAUUGACAGCGCAAUAACACUAAAAGAAAAUCUGUAUAAACUGAUCCAGAAAAAACAAACGUGGAAACUGAUGAUUCCUCCAUGCAAAUGUCCCACAUAACAUGUAUGAUUUUAUGCAUUAACUGCAGUAUACUUUAAAUGAAAUUUCUAGACCUAAAACCUGUUACAUGGGCCCAAUUUCAUAGCGCUGCUUAACGGUAAGCAAAUUUGCGUGCUUACAGUAGCAGACAAAUUUGCUUAAG